Molecule: messenger RNA, 1939 nt
Organism: Neofelis nebulosa (Clouded leopard)
Lineage: Eukaryota; Metazoa; Chordata; Mammalia; Carnivora; Felidae
Gene: AGMAT
Product: agmatinase
Exons: 7
Coding region: 129-1187 (352 amino acids)
Molecular function (GO): agmatinase activity; metal ion binding
Source: RefSeq, a predicted model, not a curated record
GGAGCCGGAGGCCGAAGUCCAGAGAGGGGGCGGGGAGAGCGCGGCCCCUCGUCCGCCCUUGAUCCCCAGGCCGCCGGCCCUUUGAGCACAGUCGGCCGUUCGGGCCGCUGCGGGGACCGGCGGGUGACAUGCUGCGGCGGCUGGCGUCCCGCUGCGCCCGGAGCCUGGGGGCCCGCGGGGGCGCGCGUCCUGCCGCGGGGCUCCGCCACCUGGGCCGCAGCCCCCGCCGCCGGGCCUCCGAUGCUCCCCGGAACCAGCCCCCCAGCUCCGAGGUCGUGGCCCGGCCGGUGGGCGUCUGCUCCAUGAUGCGGCUGCCGCUGCAGGCCUCCCCCCAGGGGCUGGACGCCGCCUUCGUCGGGGUGCCCCUGGACAUUGGGACCUCCAACCGGCCCGGGGCGAGAUUUGGACCCCGGCGGAUCAGGGAAGAAUCCGUGAUGCUUCGGACAACUAACCCUAGCACGGGGGCCCUCCCCUUCCAGUCCCUCUCGGUUGCAGACCUAGGUGAUGUGAAUGUCAAUCUUUACAACCUUCAGGACAGCUGCCGUCUAAUUCGAGAGGCCUAUCAGAAAAUCGUAGCAGCUGGCUGUAUUCCUCUGACCUUGGGUGGAGAUCACACAAUCACAUAUCCUAUAUUGCAAGCGAUGGCAAAAAAGCACGGCCCCGUGGGGCUGCUGCACGUGGAUGCCCACACGGACACGGCUGACAAGGCCCUAGGAGAGAAGGUCUAUCACGGGACGCCCUUCCGCCGGUGCGUGGACGAGGGACUCCUGGACUGUAAGCGUGUGGUGCAGAUCGGCAUCCGGGGCUCCGCCAUGACCCUGGAUCCCUACAGAUACAGCUGGAGCCAGGGCUUCCGGCUGGUCCUGGCUGAAGACUGCUGGAUGAAGUCCCUGGUUCCUCUGAUGGGGGAAGUGAGGCAGCAGAUGGGAGGCAAACCCGUGUACAUCAGCUUUGACAUUGACGGCUUGGAUCCCGCCUAUGCCCCGGGGACAGGGACGCCCGAAAUUGCUGGUCUCACCCCUAGUCAGGCGCUGGAAAUCAUCCGGGGUUGUCAAGGCCUGAACGUGGUGGGCUGUGAUCUUGUGGAAGUGUCACCGCCUUAUGAUCCUUCUGGAAACACGGCCCUCCUGGCGGCUAACCUGCUGUUUGAGAUGCUGUGUGUGCUCCCCAAAGUGACAGUCGUCUGAACCUCGUGCUCUUCCUGAUAAAUCAGCAGCUUGUGUUGAUGACAGGUUCUCAGGAAUUUAUGUGCAAGAGGCCCGAGUACUCAAGAGUUUACGCCAGUAAAACCUUCUGCUAGAGUGUCACUGGAGGCUGUAAAAUCAGGGCAUUCAGUAGAAGUCUGAUCCAACAGCUAAUAUUUCUAAGGAGUCUGAAUUAAAGAGAAGCACGUGUGUUGUUACAAGGGACAGAGCAUUUAGUUUAGGAUUAUCUAAAAACUGGAGAAAUGAAAUAUAAAAAAAAAAACACAAAAACCCAAAGGACAGAAUCCCGUAUAAACAUCUCCUAUGUCUCUAGUUUGUCUUCCUUUACACUAUGGCUCCUCCUGAGGAACUCAGGGCUGCGUCUGGGUUUUAGGCCAUUUGUGAACAUAAGCAAAUAGUUUGAAAGUAACAUGCAGACUCUCACAAAGAAACUGCCCACCCAACAGCCCAGGAGGGCGCAUGGAAUGUCUUUUCAACCAGACAGCGGGUGGCCUCCAAAGUGCCCUUGGUGACACUUCCUUAACCUACUCCCUGCCUCAGUUUCGCAUCAUCUGCUCUUUGCGCUGGCCCACCCUCUAGGAUAGCAGCUCCUGAGAUCUGCACUGAAGAUUCAGGCAUGUGUUGAGUUACACACAAAUUCAAUUUUGUUGAGAAUGGGUCCACGAUCAAACCCUCCUCUUCCUGAUGCAAGGGCGACGCGUAAUCGUCACACAUUAAAAUAGUUUAUUUCUGUU